Molecule: messenger RNA, 1140 nt
Organism: Stylophora pistillata
Lineage: Eukaryota; Metazoa; Cnidaria; Anthozoa; Scleractinia; Pocilloporidae
Product: retinoschisin-like
Source: RefSeq, a predicted model, not a curated record
AUGGCCCACAGCGGUUGGCUUCCUCCAACAAAUGACCGUGAUCAAUGGCUUCAGGUGGAUCUUGGUAGUUACAAUCGAGUAACACGAGUGGCAACUCAAGGGAGGGAUGGCUAUGACCAGUGGGUGACUUCUUUUGAGUUACAAUACAGUAUUAACGAAAUCACUUUCAAGUCUUACAAGGUUGUUGGAAGCAUUCCCAAGAGAUUUACUGGAAACAGCGAUAUGUGUAGCACACCUCUUGGAAUGGAAAGUGGAGCAAUCAAGGAUUCACAAAUAACCGCCUCUACACAGUGGGGUGACAAUCAUGCCACAUCAAGGGCCAGGCUGAAUUUAAAAUUUACUGGAGUAAAGAGAGGAGCCUGGUCAUCUCGUGUACUGGAUCUUAAACAGUGGCUUCAGGUUGAUCUUGGCAGCUAUACCACUGUGACUGGUGUCGCAACUCAGGGGAGGAAUGGAUAUCGGCCAGGGCAGUGGGUGACCAAGUACAGGUUGCAAUACAGUAAUGAUGGAGUGAACUUCCAUUUCUACAAAGAAAAAGACGACAACUCAUUCAAGCUGUUUGAUGGUAAUCAAGACACCGACAGCAGUGUAUAUCAUAAGUUGGCAAGGCAAAUUACGGCACGUUACAUCCGGUUCAUUCCGGUGGAAUGGCGAAAUCACAUCUCUAUGAGAGUGGAAAUCUAUGGUUGUGAAGGAUGCUUAGCACCGCUUGGUUUGGAGGAUGGAACAAUUACUGAUAUCCAGGUUAGUUCUUUUUUGCGACUGGAUGACAAUUAUUCACCAACUCAGUUAAACGAUAAAAACCCAUGGCUGCAGGUAGAUCUUGGCAGAUAUACUAGAGUGACGCGUGUGGCGAAUCAAGGGUUGAAUGCCAGCAACGAGUGGGUGACCAAGUACAAGUUACAGUACAGUGACGAUGGAAAAAACUUCCAUUAUUACAAGCAACAGGGUGACAACAAAUGGACGGUGCUGAAUGGGAAUAAAGGAAGUGAUACCAUUGUAUAUAAUAAUCUGAAUCCUCCAAACACAGCACGGUUUAUACGGUUUAUACCAACCGGCUGGCACAAUAAGAUCUCCAUGAGAACAGAGAUAUAUGGCUGUCCACGUAUGGCAAUUAUAAAUGUAGAGUUUAGAAUUUAG